Molecule: messenger RNA, 3354 nt
Organism: Echinostoma caproni
Lineage: Eukaryota; Metazoa; Platyhelminthes; Trematoda; Plagiorchiida; Echinostomatidae
Source: the annotation of a GenBank genome assembly
AUGGAAACAGACGAAAAGGUGACAGACAUGGAGCCGACCACGGUAACCGAAGAAGGACCUACUGAAGCCGAAUCAACUUCAGCAGAGAAUGAAACUCUUCAAGCUCUUCCCGAAAACGUUGAGCAGUUCGUUCUUAGUGAACAAACCGCAAUGGUGAACAACAAACCAAUACAGGUGGUCACCCUCAUGGAUUCGCAGGGUCAAGUGCUAGAUCAAAAACAAGGCGAAACCGGAGAACAAGUUGUGCUUGAAAUAUUCCGACAAAUGUUUUCGUAUGAAUUACAAGGUCCUUCUGCUACCGGAGAACCUAUAACGUCUACUUUGUUGGUCUCAGCGGGCUGUGUGGAGGAUGCAGACACUGCUCCACUCGAAGAACCAGCUCCGGAAAUUCCCUCCACUACCGCUUCCACCGCUUGGACAGAACACGCAAGUACACCUCGUGGCGGCUACGAGGAACAAAACGAAUCCACACCAGCUGGUCAACAGUUCACUUUAACAGAAGCCAUGGCGCUUGUUAAUGGAGAAACAAUGCAAACGGUUAUCCUGACAGACGAGAGUGGCAAUGUGUUGGAUCAGAAACAAGGAAGAACCGGAGAGCAUGUUAUCAUUGAAAUGAGCGGUAACUCUUUGGAAUAUGUCUUCCUCGGGCCCACAGAGAACGGUGAACCUAUUACAACGACGCUAGUUGUCACAACAGAUCCUGAUGCGGCAGAGCUCAGUCAAACAGAUGCUUCCGGAUCUGUUCAGCCAGAUGGGUCAGAAGCCGUUCUUACCGCUGCUGACUGGUGCCCUUCAGGUUUGCCCCCCGAGUUUUAUGCUGUCCUUUGUCGUCAAGCAGAAAAUGUCGUCGCCCUACGUAUCCCUCAAUCGGCAGACGGCACACCAGCAUAUCGGCCGGAGCCUUAUCAUCGAAAACUCGGUCCAUUGGCAACAUAUCAGAGUAUGGUUGAACUUGUAAACAGUUAUCUUCUUGGUGCCAGUCGCGGAGAAACCUUGGCUAGUUAUGAAAUAUUGCGUAACUAUGCCAAAAUAUACAGACCUUCCGGUCCUCAUUCCCGGGCUCUUACAAAGUAUGAGUUGGCGUUGAACGAAGCUGCUGCACAAAUUUGUCGUUAUCAGCCAGGUUUACUGUUUCAUAAACGCGAGCUAUUUCACCUGGCUAAAGAGACGGUAGAACAAUCACAGAUCGCACUGAACAGCGAACGUCGUAUUCACCAGCAACAACAAAACCAACAGCAGCAUCAACAGCUGGAUGUCACGGGUCAGGUACGAGGUCCAGAUGUGAAUGCACAUGCAGCACAAACCAAAACUGUUCAAUCGUCACAAUCUGUAGCCAACCGAAUUCCAACGACUCGUCCAGUACCUCAGACUACCGCCGUCAGCGGUCGAGUGGCUAGCUCUCAGCUAGCACUCUUAGAGUCUCGAGGUUUAUCCGGUAUUAAACAAACACAACCACAACCUCAAGCGCAACAGACACAACUGUCGGUCGGUUCAGGUGUACCAUCGACCGUGCCUGUCUUUAGUGCUGCGGCAGCUUCGGCCAGCUCGGUGCACUCAGAGCAGUCGGUGUUGAUCAGCGAACAACCAACAAGCACUGGCCCUAUCACCCCUACUUUGACCACCAGCAAGUCACGGACAGUUCUUAGCGAAACCAGUACACCAUAUUAUUCUGGUCUACCGAUGAUGAAGCGGGAUACCGUUAGUAAGCUGACGGUUUCACAAGAAGAGGCCUUAAGGACGGCGGCCUUGGAUCUACUUUAUGAUUUGCCACACUAUGAUCUCAAACCCAAAGUAGAUUGUACCAAUAUUGAAUUGGCUUGUUGGGAACAGGCACGUCAACUGUCUUCGGAGACUCCGCUGGACAGUGCAUCAGUCGACACUACCAAUGCGUCACAAUCGUCCAUCAAUUCACUGCUAUGUAAUGAGGCGCGAUUAAAUGCGGUACGUGAGGCUGCUGCGUUGUACGGCCGCCAACCCGGUUUCAUGCAAGCUGUAAACGGGAAUGGUGUGGGACUCGCAAGGUCACCAACAGUACCCGUUCUUAUCCCUUACGAGGUUGCAUGCAACGAAGCUGCCACUUACCUGGCUGCUGUUAUGCCCAGUCUGCUCACUCAUCGUCGUGACCUGGCUGAACUUGCCAAGAAAGUCGUGCGCAACUCAGGCUGUUUAUUCACCACAACAGCAGCAGAUAAAAUAGCUGCGGGUGGUGGUGGAUAUCGUUUUUACUGCGCAGAUCAGCUCCCCGAAUUGGAUUUGUCUGCCGCAGAUCAUUUACUAACCGACCCACUGGAUCGAAGUGACUCUCCGGAUUCCGGAUGUUGCCUUAGUCCAGCUGAGACGGACGCCGAACGCGUCACUGCCAACUUUCAAACUUUGGCGUUAUCCUGCGAAGAAUGCAAUAAUGUAAUCGAUGAUGUGACUAUCUACACAACGACAGGCACCGAUUCGUUGAAGAAAGUGCGGAUUUUAAACUUGAGCGACUGCGGUUUCACGGGCCUCAUCCCCAUGUACGUGAAUCAGUGUUCAAAUUUGAUUGAGUUGAAUCUGUCCGGUAACGCCUUGUAUGGAUUCCCACGUUGUUUACAUUUGUCGAAAUUGAAGCGUUUGAAUUUGCGUGCCAAUCCUCGUCUGUUGCGACCCAAUCCGUCCACCGGCGUAGUAGAGCCUCCUCUUGUGGAACAGUUUCCUCGGUUGGUUUCUCUUGAGCUCGAUCCACAACUCGCUGAGCUUUUGUGCCGCCAAUCUAUUGCCUACUUGUGUCCGUAUCUGAAGUCGAUCAACGGAGAGGAAUUCACAGAGGAACCGACUGAUGAAACCAUCAAAACGAUUCAAGCCGUAAAACAUCAGCUAUCUGGUUUGAUAUACUCAAAAUGGGAGGACGAUAUUGCUGGUUUCUACAAAAAGGGUUUACCGAAGCGGGAUGCGAUCCGCGUUAUUGAAACUCUUGUGCUGCAUGCUGUGAAAAGAACAAACGAUUUGGGAAAACAGUUUUCGCACUGCGCAAGUAUUUUGGUAUGUUUCCUUUCAAAUGUGUUACCCAGUAAGACGAUUGCUCUCUUUUCUGGUUUUCAUUUUGAAUCCGAAAAAAAACUACUGAUUUGUAACCACCGCCAUUCGAUGGUCGUCAGAUNUAUAUAUAUAUAUAUAUAUAUAUAUAUAUAUAUAUAUAUAUAUAUAUAUGUGUGUGUGUGUGUGUGUGUAUGUGUGUGUGUGUCUAAGAACUUUUUCCAGCUGUCUACUGACUACCGUCUUCAAUGGUGCAAUAUUAUUGCUAAAUCAUUCCAGGGCAAGUUGGUGUUUGGAUCCCGAAUGUGUUCAUCGCAUCGGGUGUAUUUCGUUAUGCGGGCUAGUUGA